This is a messenger RNA of Talaromyces atroroseus, 1305 nucleotides long. RefSeq lists its product as hypothetical. Gene Ontology annotation, biological process: regulation of mRNA splicing, via spliceosome; mRNA processing. Gene Ontology annotation, cellular component: spliceosomal complex. The transcript is spliced from 4 exons. Bases 1 to 1305 code for a protein of 434 amino acids. The record is from RefSeq and is a predicted model, not a curated record. NCBI's taxonomy places the organism in Eukaryota, Fungi, Ascomycota, Eurotiomycetes, Eurotiales, Trichocomaceae. Gene Ontology annotation, molecular function: RNA binding.
AUGGCUACCAACGUGGAUGCCAAACUGCUAAGGCAGACAAAAUUUCCACCGGAAUUCAGCAAGAAAGUGGACAUGAAAAAAGUGAACAUCGAGGUCAUGAAGAAAUGGAUUGCGGGAAAGCUAUCAGAACUGCUUGGCGAUGAAGAUGAUGUUAUAAUUGAGCUUUGUUUCAACUUGUUGGAAAGCUCACGUUUUCCCGAUAUCAAAGCCCUCCAGAUUCAGUUAACCGGUUUUCUCGACAAAGAUACAGCCAAGUUCUGCCAGGAAUUGUGGAACCUAUGUCUUAGUGCUCAAUCCAGCCCCCAAGGUGUUCCCAAGGAGCUACUAGAGGCGAAAAAGCUAGAGCUGAGGCAGGAAAAGCUGGACAAAGAAAGGGCUGCCGAGGAAGCGCGUCGGCGCAAGGAACAAGAACGCACCCGCGAGAGAGAAUUAGAGAGCAUCAGACAGAGAGAAAGAGCCGAUCGAACCCGUGGUUUCCGCGAUUAUAGAGGAGGACGGGAUUAUGACCGCAGAGAUGCCCGGUCGCCUCGGCGUCGCAGCCCUGACCGGCGCGGUGGUGCACCUUCGCGCCGAGAGUUUGAUUCCUACGUACCGAGAGGCGGUCGACGUGAUCGCCGGAAUUCGAGUUCAGUAUCUCGCUCAUCGUCUUUUUCCAGAUCCCCCCCUGGCCGCUCAUACCGCUCAGAUCAACGCAACAGGAGACGGCCACGAUCCAUUACCAGGUCACGGUCUCCAGAAGGAAGGGGAUAUGCAAGGAACAAGCGCCGAAGCUCGGCAUACGGUGAUGAACGAGAAAGAUCUGCUGCCCGCAAUGAUUCGUCACGCUCACCUAGUCCCAGAAGAUCCCGCCGACGCUAUUCGUCCGUCUCUUCCCGCAGUCCGUCACGUUCUCCUGCGCCACGAGCUCGCAGAAGAAAUUCUUCUUCACCAGUGUCUCGCUCGAGGUCUCGACAACCGGCUAACAGGAACCGUAGGAGGCGGUCGUCUUCUCGUCAAUCGGAAGAACCAAAAAUAAGUAAUAAUGCUGCUACAAAAAGCCGAUCGUCCAGAGACAACCGCCGAUUGAGUCGUAGCCCUUCGUCUAGGCGCUCCCGGUCUCGCAGUAUCGUCUCUAAACGCAGUGCUUCCCGCAGCCCUAGUCCCCGAGGUGACAGGAAACGACGUCGUUCACUAGAGCGGUGGGCUCCAGCGGCCAGACGGCGACGCAACGAUUCACCGGACUCUCCAAGCUCAGAGAAACACGCAACUUCUGCGGAGGCAGAGGAUGUCAAGAUGCAGGAAGACACUGAAGUAAGUACUACUUGA